Endocarpon pusillum Z07020 is the source of this 942-nucleotide messenger RNA. RefSeq lists its product as uncharacterized. NCBI's taxonomy places the organism in Eukaryota, Fungi, Ascomycota, Eurotiomycetes, Verrucariales, Verrucariaceae. Bases 1 to 942 code for a protein of 313 amino acids. Gene Ontology annotation, molecular function: kinase activity. The transcript is spliced from 5 exons. The record is from RefSeq and is a predicted model, not a curated record.
AUGGCAACUCUGAUCGCUGUCGGAGCGUGCUAUCUUGAUACAAUUCUUACCGUCGAAUACUAUCCUGCUGAAGACGAGAAGCUUCGUGCUUCUCAACUUGAGAAGCGUCGAGGUGGCAACGUGCCUAAUACCCUGGAAGUUCUGCAACAAGUGUUGCGAUGGAAAAGCAUUUCCGCGCCUCUAAUCUUACUAGCUGUUUUGCCAAACCGUUCAUCUCCAGCAACCGAAGAGAUUCGGGCAUCGCUGGGACCUCAUGUCGACUUCGCACACUGCUUCUAUCGGAAAACUUCUUCGGUAGCGCCUUCGAGUUACAUCUUCAAGAGUCUCGCAACGGACAGCCGAACGCUGGUGAAUUACAGCGAUCUAGAGGAAAUGAACACGUCUGAGUUUGAGCAAGCGAUCUCCAAGUUUGCGAACCAGCCUGAUUCGAUCUACCAUUUUGAAGGACGUAUACCAGAUGUCACUGCAGAGUGUAUUGAUUGCAUUCGGAUUCGUGAUCCCAAAGCUACCAUCAGCGUUGAAGUAGAGAAACCUAACCGUGAAGGUCUUCAGAGACUGGCACAAAAGGCAGAUGUGGUCUUCUACUCCAAAAGCUGGGCACAGGCUCAAGGAUAUCAAAGCGCUACCGACUGCCUGCAACGACAAACGAUAUUGACUCCAAAAGCGUCGUUUCUUUUUUGUACCUGGGGAGUUGGAGGCGCUGCAGCUCUCCGAGCAAGCGACAAAAGCAUCGUACAAGUGCCGGCGUACCUGCCUCAUAGCGGACACGUGGUAGAUACAAUCGGUGCAGGCGAUACUUUUAUCGCAGGAGUAUUGUUUGGAUUGUUCUAUACUCAGAAUCAAAAUAUGGUCAAAACUUUGAGUUUUGCAAACGAGCUUGCUGGCCGGAAAGUUGCACAGCACGGUUUCUCUGGAUUGGCCGAAAAGAUGGGCCAAUUCUAG